AGUGUUUGAAGUCAUUAUCAUGCUACGCAACAUAAAGGCUUACACCCAGCUUUGGGCCUAAUUAGUUCACUUAGGGCCCUUUAUAAGGCGCUGGUAGGGUGACUGGAAGGGACAGACACUCACUGAGAAGUCACCAGAUCAACAGGAUAGCGGCAGCAGCAGCAGACGUGGAUCCCUAAAGUUGACCUGCUGCCACACCAGAACAAAUCAAUCUGAAGAUUAUCUGCUUUUCUGAGAAUGCCACACUUAAGUGACUGCAGUUACUACACAAUGCGGGAUGCAACCAGAGCUUCAAAUGUACAGAGCCACCUGGAGAACUCCAAGUUCCAUCUCCACCAGAACCAGAAUCAGCCCGUGAAGCAGUACCUGACGCUGGGCUCCAAGCUGGCCUCCUCGGCCGCAUCGGGCCACGCCGUGCCGCAUCCGCACACCCCUGGCCAGGCACUGGCCACCGUGCCAAUCAUGAGGAAUGGACACAUGCCCCCCGUCAGUGACGGCAGCAACCCCAACAGCCCUGUUACCCUGCUUACAAUGGCCAAUCAUGACAGUGAGUUUCCAAUGGAUGAAGUUAUUGAUGACCUAAUUAGUCUUGAAUCCGAUUUCAAUGAUGGAGGCUUGGAUUGCAUGGAGCCUAACAUCAUAAUGCAAAACAAUGUGUCACUCAGCAGCAGCAUGUUGGACGUCUAUGGGGGUGAACAAGGUAUGAACGCCCCUAAUGGUGGACUGAGUCCUACAUCUAACCCUACAAAGCUCACUGUAAAAAGGGAAUACACAGAACACGACACAAGGGUGAUGGCCAAAGAAAGGCAGAAAAAAGACAACCAUAAUUUAAUUGAAAGAAGGCGAAGAUACAACAUCAACUACAGGAUUAAGGAGCUUGGAACACUCAUACCAAAAUCGAAUGAUCCUGACAUGCGGUGGAACAAAGGCACCAUCCUGAAGGCCUCGGUGGAGUACAUAAGAUGGCUGCAGAAGGAGCAGCAGCACGCACGGGAGCUGGAAAGCCGUCAGAAGAAGCUGGAGCAAGCCAACAGGAGGCUGCUGCUGAGGAUUCAGGAGCUUGAGAUUCAAGCAAGAGCUCACGGGCUUCCAAACAUGGCCACAGCCUUGGGGACGGUUGAACUUUCCUCCCACUUACUCAAACAACAGCAGCAGCAACAGCAGCAGCAGCAGCAGCAGCAGCAAUCAUCUCCCCAGGCCCAGCAACCUCAACAGCCAACUCUCUACCAGGAGGACAUCAACAAUGACUACCUCCAGAGGAUAGCUGUGGUGAGUGGCGUGCCAUCCACUGCCACCAUAAGCGGGCCGCAGGAUCACAUUAGCGGUGCAGAUGCCUGCACCACAUUCUCCGACCCGCUGUCCCAUUUCACAGACUUCUUCACCACCACACUUAAGGAGGAACACCAGCUGGAUGAGAUCCUGAUGGAUGACCCGCUGUCACCGUUUGGCACCGAUCCGCUCCUGUCGGCCGGCUCCCCCGGAGCUGCAUCCAAGGACAGCAGCCGCAGGAGCAGCUUCAGCUCUGCCGAGGGUGAUGACCUAUAAGGGUGCCCUCAGUCCUGUUAUCAUCUGUAAUCCCCGUUGGUAAAGGGCAUACAUACAGCCUUUAAAGGACUGAUUGAUGGCUCCGGUCACACAUUUAAGACAUCUAAUCAGGUUGCAAGUAAUUUAAAAAAAUGACAUCUGACAGCACUCCUUUAAAGUGCCACCUGUGCAUUAAGUGUGUAGAUCUUGUUGAUCAGUUGGGUGUUGGAGCAACCAAAAACUGACAUUCUCCAAAGCUCAGCGGGAACAGAAUCAUCCCGUGAACACGCCAUGGACCGCCUGCUCCUUUUAACUCUACUAGAGACAAUUUCCACUAUUCUCUGCCUCCCAGACCGAGCUGAACAACACUUGUAAGAAAAAGGGAGACAAUUAUAAGUUCAUAAUGUUAAUGACUACUGUUUUUUUUAGCACACUGUGGUGGCAACACACUGUAACAUAUGCAAAAUAACCACUAAAAACAUACCAAAAGUAUUUCUUUUAAUGAAAGUAUUACUUCUUUACAAAAGAAAUUUCUUUAAUAAGUUGCAGACAGUUGCAUUGUAUGACGUGCCUUAUUUGACACCCCCAUGCCCCCAGUUUUGUCUUCAAAGAGGCAAGUGAUGUACUCACCCCAAAGCCUAACAUGUCCCCGUCUGUCUUUGAAGCGUUUUUGUUUGAUACCAUGCUGUAUUUAUAUGUUUUAAUCCAUGUAUUCAUAAAAAAAUAUAUAUAUUAUUAUCUAACACCUUUUUUUAU
This is a messenger RNA of Archocentrus centrarchus (flier cichlid), 2280 nucleotides long. RefSeq names its product transcription factor EC (gene tfec). Lineage: Eukaryota; Metazoa; Chordata; Actinopteri; Cichliformes; Cichlidae. Gene Ontology annotation, molecular function: DNA-binding transcription factor activity, RNA polymerase II-specific; RNA polymerase II cis-regulatory region sequence-specific DNA binding; protein dimerization activity. Gene Ontology annotation, cellular component: nucleus. Bases 238 to 1545 code for a protein of 435 amino acids. The record is from RefSeq and is a predicted model, not a curated record. Gene Ontology annotation, biological process: regulation of transcription by RNA polymerase II. The transcript has 8 exons.